Molecule: messenger RNA, 1593 nt
Organism: Gamsiella multidivaricata
Lineage: Eukaryota; Fungi; Mortierellomycota; Mortierellomycetes; Mortierellales; Mortierellaceae
Exons: 1
Coding region: 146-1579 (477 amino acids)
Source: RefSeq, a predicted model, not a curated record
CCAGACUCCCCUGGCGACGAUCUCUGUCCCUGGUAUCACUCUCAGUUCCGGCAAUAACCAAGUUGCAGCCAAGGUCCACUCGCUUGUCAAUUUGGCUAGCGGUGGUGAAAUUCAAGCUAAGGUUGCUGCGAUUGCUGCUCAGGUCAUGGGUAACGGCGGAUCCCAGAACGUGAACUUGGUCGUCUCCAAGAUCGCAUUCGGAGGCAGCGCGGGCAAUGUAUUCCAUAUUCUGGAUAAGGUCCAGUUCUCAGUUCCUCUGGUUCCUUACAUCCAGAAACUGACUGGAAUUGUUGGUGGUAUCGUCGGUGGCAGCAACAGCACGGCUCCUGCCUUCAGUAUCAACAAAUUGGACGUCAGCGCUCCUGGUGCCAAUGACCUCUCGGUUGCAGUUGGUGCUUCGAUCGGCGGUAUUGGCUCGAAGAUCUCGGUCGAGAUGCCCUACAUCGGUCUUAAAAUCUCUGCCGGUGGUGCUGGCUUUGUAUACCCGACCAUUAACAACUUCCAGCUCUCGAACGGCAACAUUGAUCUCACGCUCGACCUGCCGUUCCAGCCGGCUGCCAAACAGAUCAUUGCCUCGCUUUCGAUCCCUGUCUCGCAGCUCCUGUUUUCAACUGUUGGCCAGGUUCCCGGUACGAUCGUCGUUAACAGCAUCGAGUUUGGCGCAUCCCCCAGCCAGGCAUUCGAUAUCGCCGCCAAGAUCGGACUAGAAAUCCAGUUGAACUCUGUCUUCCAAAAGGCUCAGGCCUACAUUAAUGCCCACAGCUCACUACAAGUGGAUGAUAUAAACACAGUCCUGACGACCACAGGCAUCCAGGCGACGGUCUCUGUGUCCGGAGCCUCGCUGGCGGUGCCUCUCAAGAUGAACUUCCCGAUCUCGCUCUCGGGCUACUAUCAGGGCAAGGCCUUCAUCACCAUUCAAGUUACGUCCAUGUCCCUGGGUCAAUCCCCUUGGGCUCUGGGUGCUAGCAUCACACCGGUUCAGUCCGAGUUCAGUCAAGCGUUGAACGGUAUUCUCUCCAACUCUCUCCAGUCGAAGAACGCCCUCAAGGACGUGACCGUCGGCGGUGUGAUCUUGGGCUCCUUUACAGUUCUGAGCGGAUUGAUUAUCACCCCCCCAGAGUCCGCGCUCUCGCUCAUGUCUCCGAUCACCGUUCCCCUGAACCAGCUCAAGCUACACUUGAUCCCUCUUGGCAUGGAUUUUGCAGCCUCCUUGGUGAACCGCAGCCCUCUGCAGGUCGAUGUGGGUGCGGUUGAUAUUAUGAUCAAGGAUGGCACCACGGAUGUCAUGGAGAUUCAGAAUUUGGGUGGUCCUAUUCAUUUGAACAACGUCCACCAGAACGGCGGCAAUAACAUGAUCUUGUUCAAUGCCUCGCUCAAGUUCAACAUUCUCCAGCUGAUCCCGAUCAUCGCCUCGUUGUUGAACCCCGUCAACUUCCACUUUGUCUUCUCGAUGAAGACCUCAUCCGGUCAGCCAAUGCCCUGGUUGCAGGAUGCCCUGAAUGACGUCCCCGAUACCAUCUUCAGUAACAUUUUGCCCAUCCUCGCAAACGCCCUGAAGAACAUUAACUUUUCAAUUUAAAUAACGAGAGAGAC